Messenger RNA from Durotheca rogersii, 957 nucleotides. RefSeq lists its product as uncharacterized. The record is from RefSeq and is a predicted model, not a curated record. Bases 1 to 957 code for a protein of 318 amino acids. The transcript is spliced from 3 exons. Lineage: Eukaryota; Fungi; Ascomycota; Sordariomycetes; Xylariales; Xylariaceae. Gene Ontology annotation, biological process: mycotoxin biosynthetic process.
AUGGAAGCUGUCUUUGGGAAAUCCGACAUGUUCCAGACCAACUUGCUGGCUCUAUGGCGCAGUAAAGAACCAGCCGAAUACUCAAAGGCUUUGCUUGAAGAGGAUGACGAAACGAAUGGGCUGUCGCUGAUGAGGAGGCAUGGCUCUAGCCGAAGAUGGCAGGUCUUGACUCUCCUCCAUCUCCUCUUCUUUUCAGGGGGUGCUAUUCUUUACGCUGCGGCCUGGGCUAAGUAUUCUGAGCGCAACGCGUGCCUCAAAGUUACCUCUACUUAUUCCCCCAUCCUCGACGAGGUAGACAUGCCGUUAACCGACGUUACGUUGAACGGAAGUCUCUGGCAGGGGAAGAACACGCCUAUCUGGCGAGGCUACCCGGAUUCUAACGAGACAAUGUCGGCUUGGGCAAGAAACGACCACAUGCAUCACAUCGUCGUAACCAGAGAGCAGGUCAUCAAGCUGGGAAAGGACCCCGGCACGGCAGUGAAGCUCAACGAUGAGUACUGGGGCUUGGGUGACGACGCGUAUGCCGCCACACUUGAUUUCCCCCAUCAAGUGCACUGUUUGAAUAGGCUUCGGAAAGAGGCCUUCAGAUACUGGCGCCGGGCAGGGGCGACAGCACCCGAGUGGACGGACCUUCAUUGGCUCCAUCUACUACAUUGUACCGAGAUGCUGAUGGAGCAUAUUCUCUGCAAUGCCGACGCCGGCUUUAUAACCUUUAAUUGGAUGGAACACGAGUCUACCCCUUCCCCCGAUAUGAGCGUGCGAAGGAAGUGUAGAGACUGGCGUCAGUUGGUUGAUUAUGAGAAGGCAUAUAGGUUGAAGGACGACGUAGAGAAGUGGUUGCGGUGGAGGAAGCCGGAGGAGGCUACAGCACUGAGACAGCCCCAGGACUGGUGGGACCAUCGCGAACAGUACGACACGUGCCGCUACCUCGACGACGACGAUAGAGAGUGUAAUUGA